Molecule: messenger RNA, 1245 nt
Organism: Nipponia nippon (crested ibis)
Lineage: Eukaryota; Metazoa; Chordata; Aves; Pelecaniformes; Threskiornithidae
Source: RefSeq, a predicted model, not a curated record
AUGGCGGCCUGCGGGACCGCGGGGGGCGGCUCAGCCGGGACGGCGGGAGUCUCCCGUGCCCCCGGGCCGUCACCGACGGCCGACGCCGCUCAGCUGGAUGCGGCGGAGGAUUUCGAGGUCCUGGAAGAAGAGGAGGAGGAGGAGGAGGAGGAGGAGGAGGAGGACCUGAGCGAGCUGCCCCCGCUGGAGGACAUGGGCCGGCCGCCGGCCCCGCCGCGGGAGGACACCCAGCCCCCGGAGCAGGACGGGGGGGAAGCGGCUGAGGACCCCCAGGAGUGGCUCGAUGUUUUGGGGAGUGGCUUGCUCAAGAAGAAGACGCUGGUGCCGGGCCAGGGGGUGGACACCCGUCCCCGCAAGGGCCAGGACGUCACCGUCCGCCUGAAGGCCACACUGGAAGAUGGCAGCGUGGUGGAGGAGAACCCUGCCCUCACCUUCACGCUGGGGGACUGCGAUGUCUUGCAGGCUCUGGACCUGUGCGUGCAGCUCCUGGAAAUGGGAGAGACGGCUUUGAUCGUGUCAGAUGCAAAGUACUGCUACGGCGCGCAGGGCAGGAGCCCUGACGUCCCACCCAACGCGGCCCUCACCCUGGAGGUGGAGCUGCUGGCGGCUCGGGACGCGCCGGACCUGGAGCUGCUCAGCGGGAAGGAGAAGAUAGAGCUGGCCAACCGCAAGCGGGAGCGCGGCAACUUCUUCUACCAGCAGGCAGAUUACGUGCUGGCUAUCAACUCCUACGACAUUGCCCUCAAGGUCAUCGGCUCCAGCUCGAAAGUCGACUUCAGCCCGGACGAGGAGGCUGAGCUGCUGGACGUGAAGGUGAAAUGUCUCAACAACCUGGCAGCUUCUCAGCUUAAAUUGGACCAUUAUGAGGCGGCGCUCAAGUCCUGUAACCUCGUGCUGGAGCACCAGCCGGGGAACAUCAAGGCUCUCUUCCGAAAGGGCAAGGUCCUGGCUCAGCAGGGCGAAUACAGAGAGGCCAUCCCCAUCUUAAAGGCAGCGUUGAAGCUGGAGCCUUCGAACAAGACCAUCCACGCUGAGCUCUCCAAGCUGGUGAAGAAGCACGCGGACCAGAAGAACGUGGAGACGGAGAUGUACAGGAAGAUGCUCGGGAAUCCCAGCGCUGCCGGAGCCCCGGGGAAGUGCAAAGACAAGCUGCCCUGGUCCAUCCCCUGGAAGUGGCUCUUCGGUGCAACAGCCAUCGCGCUCGGCGGCGUGGCCUUGUCCGUGGUCAUCGCGGCGAGGAACUAA